UUUACGAGUGGUUUUUAAUUAAUAGAAGGAAUCAUGUCUACACCACCUAAUAACACACAAGGAUCGACUGAUCCAGCACAACCACCCACAGGGGCUUCACCUUCGCCAGCAGACAUUGACAAAAUGGUCGCGUCAUAUCUUCAAAAGAAGGGAUACAAAGCAACAGAAGCUAUAUUUGCACGCGAGUCAAAGGGUGACGCUGUAUCCCUUGAGGAUGUUGGCGAAGGUACAAACAAGAAGGAAAAGGAUAAACCUGAGAAUACAGACGAACCCCUGAAAAAUAGUACGGCAGAAUCAGCUGUAGAACCACCAGCAGCAACAGUCGAAACCGAGAAAAGAGCAACAGCCAUCGGAGAGUCCACUUCAGGCGAUCCCGAUUCAUAUCAUGUCAGUUAUAAAUGUCUGCGACAAUGGAUUGAGAAUUCAUUAGAUUGGUACAAGCCCGAGUUACGGUCAGUUUUGUUUCCUAUAUUUGUUCAUUCAUACCUUGAUUUAGUCGGAAAGAAUAUACCUGAGAAAGCAAAACAAUUUAUGGAUGUUUAUAGACUGGACCAUGUUGAAUUACACACACCCGACCUGAACACACUUCAAACCGUAACUGAACCUCAACAUAUUCGCGAAAACGAACUAGCACAAAUGUAUCGAAACAACAAGUAUAAUCUGCGUAUGUCUAGUGUACCAUUCGAAUUAAUUAUCAACUAUUUGCAAGACAACAAAUUCAUGUCGUUGCUGAGAAUUGUGAAUCAAUAUCUGAAUAUUCAAGUGGUUCAUGGAAAGUUAUUAAAAUCCGCAGGCGGAUUGGAGAUGGAUGAUGUUGGAAUUACAGGACAUCAAACACAACAAAUCGAAGAGUUUAACAAACAAAGUGUGCAACUAGGCCUUAUUCAACUGGAUCAAGCAUUUAAGGAUGAGGUGGAACAGGCAAUUAAAGAUAUGGAGUCGAGUAAAAAAGACGAGAAUGAACAGACACCUGUAAACGAUCAAUCCCCUUUAAUCGAAACCUUUAAAAAGGUUGUUCAGGAAAACACCUCAGAUGGCCCUGCCUUUGGUGAUAUACCCCUUCCUCCAUAUAGGGGAACGGAUAUUACGGCAGAAAUCGAAUCCUUGAAUAAUCUGAACCAUCGUAUGCCAUUAAAUGAUGGGUCUUUACCCAGCAUAUGUUGCUACACAUUUCAUAAUACACAUGACAGUCUCAACUGUGUCACCACUUCAAAGGAUGCAACUCUUAUUGCAGGUGGUUUUUCUGAAUCCUUUAUUAAAAUUUGGAGUUUAAAGGGGGAGAAGUUGAAAUCACUUCGAAACACAAUUAACCCUGCUCAUGUCAAUGAUUACAACGAUUUAAAUCGUCAGAGAGAAAGGCAUGGAUCAGAGUAUAAGAGAUUAGUGGGACAUUCGGGACCUGUUUACGGUUUAAGUUUUAGUCACGAUAACAAGUACUUGGUAUCUUGCUCUGAAGACAAAACUGCAAGAUUAUGGAGUACACAGACAUUUUCAAAUUUAGUUGUAUAUAAGGGACAUAACAGUCCUGUGUGGGAUGUAGAUUUUGGUCCUUUUGGUUUUUAUUUCGCUACAGCCUCUCAUGAUCGUACUGCACGUAUUUGGAGUUGUGAUCAUAUCAAUCCACUAAGAAUCUUUGCCGGUCAUUUAUCUGAUGUCGAUACUGUCAAAUUCCACCCUAAUUCGAAAUAUCUGGUGACUGGCUCAAGUGAUCGUACAUCGCGUUUAUGGGACGUACAAACCGGCGCAUGUGUGCGUGUGUUUGCAGGUCACAAUGGAUCCAUUAAAACGGUUGCAGUCUCUCCUAACGGCCGUAUUAUGGCAUCUGCGGGUGAAGAUAAAUCGAUCAUGCUCUGGGAUUUAGGGUCUGGUAAACGAAUUAAAAAAAUGACAGGUCAUACAGGGUUUAUCUAUUCCCUUAGUUUUAGUGCGGAUAAUAACGUAUUGGUGUCGGGCGGUGCGGAUAGUACCGUGCGUGUAUGGGAUGUGAAUACCGACCAAACCUCAGCCACAGCUACUUACAUGGAUGAUAUCAAUGCACCAAAACGAUUUAAAAUAGACGAAGAUAGAAAGCGUAAAAGUGUUCUUGAAAGCCGUGAACAACUUGCUGUAUUCCCCACUAAACAAACACCUAUUUAUGAUAUCCAAUUUACAAACCGUAACUUGUGUCUUGUAGCAGGUGCAUUUACUCCACAAAAAGCCAUCGAACAUUAAAUAAUAAAAAAUGCAUGCACUUGUUUUUAAUAU
Molecule: messenger RNA, 2244 nt
Organism: Mucor mucedo
Lineage: Eukaryota; Fungi; Mucoromycota; Mucoromycetes; Mucorales; Mucoraceae
Product: WD40-repeat-containing domain protein
Exons: 9
Coding region: 34-2211 (725 amino acids)
Biological process (GO): transcription initiation at RNA polymerase II promoter
Cellular component (GO): transcription factor TFIID complex
Molecular function (GO): RNA polymerase II general transcription initiation factor activity; protein binding
Source: RefSeq, a predicted model, not a curated record